AAAGUUUCCCAAAUAACAUUCUCUCUAUACUCUACACAGUCGCCCUUCCUGAAUAAUCGUGACCGUCCGAUUUCAAAUCAGCGUUGCCUGUUCAUUUGACGGCAACUCUCUCCUUCUCUCUCUCUCUCAAUGAAGAAAAGCAUCUCUCUUUCUUCGAAAUCAACACUUCACGAAGGUUGACCUGAUUCGUUGGCGUUUCAAUCCAUCGGAUUCGAUCUUCCUCUCGAUCGGAGAUUAAUAAAGUUUUCACCUUUUUGAUGGAUUUGGAUAGCAUGGACUGUGCUUCAACCAUAGAUGUCACAGAUGACGAAGAGAUCCACCAAGAUCGCCAUUCCUACGCAUCCGUUUCGAAGCAUCACAGUAAUAACAGUAACGCGAAUGCUGCUCCUGGUCUGCUUCCGACCACCACCAGUGUUCACGAGCUUCUCGAAUGUCCUGUCUGCACCAAUUCUAUGUACCCUCCUAUUCAUCAGUGUCACAACGGACAUACUCUAUGUUCAACUUGUAAGAACAGGGUUCACAAUCGAUGCCCUACUUGUAGACAAGAGCUCGGUGAUAUCCGUUGCUUGGCACUCGAAAAAGUAGCCGAGUCCCUUGAGCUACCGUGCAAAUACAUGUCGCUUGGCUGUCCUGAGAUAUUCCCUUAUUACAGUAAGCUCAAACACGAGACUGUUUGUAACUUCAGGCCUUAUAACUGCCCCUACGCUGGUUCCGAGUGUUCUGUCAUGGGUGAUAUCCCUUUCUUAGUUGCUCAUCUGAGGGAUGAUCACAAGGUGGAUAUGCAUUCUGGGUGUACUUUCAACCACCGUUAUGUCAAGUCUAAUCCUCGCGAAGUCGAAAACGCCACGUGGAUGUUAACCGUCUUUCACUGUUUUGGUCAAUACUUCUGUCUCCACUUUGAGGCAUUCCAGCUCGGUAUGGCUCCAGUCUACAUGGCGUUUCUGCGUUUCAUGGGGGACGAGACAGAAGCUCGGAACUAUAAUUACAGUUUGGAAGUGGGAGGUUAUGGUCGGAAGCUGAUUUGGGAAGGAACGCCGAGAAGCGUAAGAGACAGUCACAGGAAAGUUAGAGACAGUCAUGAUGGGCUAAUCAUACAGAGGAACAUGGCUCUAUUCUUCUCAGGUGGAGACAGGAAAGAGCUGAAACUGCGAGUCACUGGAAGAAUCUGGAAAGAGCAGCAGCAAAGUGGUGAAGGUGGAGGAGGAGCUUGUAUCCCAAACUUGUCUUAAUAAUUGAUUUUUGAAACUCUUACUUGGUGGCUCUGUCUCUGUAACCAUGGUUCUUGGAAGUGUUGUAAUUAGGGGCUUUGUCUGUGAUCUAUGAUGUAAACUUGGGUUGUGGCUUCUUUGUUUUCUCUGGCUUGUUCUCAUGUCAUGAAGAGUUUAAAUGGUUCAAUACAACUCAGUCUGGUAUAUCUGUAAAAUGUAAAUGUUGAAGUUCUUCCCACAAGUUGGUGUAAUAUCAUAUUUUAAGAAGUUUAA
This is a messenger RNA of Brassica rapa (field mustard), 1481 nucleotides long. RefSeq names its product E3 ubiquitin-protein ligase SINAT3. Gene Ontology annotation, cellular component: cytoplasm. NCBI's taxonomy places the organism in Eukaryota, Viridiplantae, Streptophyta, Magnoliopsida, Brassicales, Brassicaceae. Gene Ontology annotation, molecular function: ubiquitin protein ligase activity; zinc ion binding; protein binding. Gene Ontology annotation, biological process: ubiquitin-dependent protein catabolic process; multicellular organism development. The record is from RefSeq and is a predicted model, not a curated record.